GAUGUGGACGUAACCGACUGCUGGGCACCGCCGCCUCUCCGAACCAAGAUGAACGUGCGAAAUAAGUUCCUCUUGGCCACGGAUAUGACGGUGACAUUGUCGGAAUCAACGCUACUCUUUAAAUAUGACCUGUCUUUCUCCAUCUCUUCCUGCUGCACUUUCAUCAAUUAGCUUAGUGGCUCUAAGAACUUUACCGGCAGUUGUCAUCUUCCCUCCUGCCUCGAGGAAAAGCAGUGCCAAUCAAUUCGCUACAGACCCCCGCGUCAUUAUUCUUCGAACUUUAGUUGUCCCUGCUCUUUUUUCCUCGUUAUGAGACUCCAAAAUCCCCUCUCUCUUCUGCUCGCAUCGGCAAAUCUGUGCGUCGCCGCACCGACAUUCUAUUGGCCGCCGUGGAUGACUGGAAUCGUUUCAACCAGCUGGCUUGCCCAGCACUCCUGGGAUCCAUUCAUUCUAGUCAUCGACACUCGACCCGCUGCAGAAUAUGCGGCAGGCCAUAUUCCGAAGGCCGUUAACAUUCCGUGGGCCGUUCCUUUGAGCGCCUGGAUAAGCUAUGGCCCCGACGACCUUUUACUCCAGUUGCCACAAGAUGAUUACUUGUUUGGCAACCUAAGCGCGGCAGGAGUAUCCAAGCUGAGGCGCAUCAUUAUCUCAAGCUCCAAGGCAACCCCGCCAUACCCACAGGCUGAAGCUGCGCGUAUCGCUAUGACAAUGCAGCUCGCUGGUUUCCCGCUCGUACACGUCUUGAACGGUGGUAUCACCAAGUGGCAGGCAGAGGGCAGAGUUGUUACGACCGUAGUUCCGAGCAUCACACCGAGCGGCAUCACUGGAUCGCUAGACCGCAGCGAUAUCGUCGACCGCGAGUAUGUCAAGGCCGCCAUCAACAACAAGAUUAUACUCGACGCGCGGGAUCCCUCAGUGUACAACGGCAGCGUUGUGGAGCAAUGGGCUUCUAAGCCCGGACACAUCCCUUCCGCCAAAAGCUUGCCCACGGCUUCAUUGUUGGACUUGCAAGGAAAUUACAAGGACAAGGCUGCGUUGGCGGAUGUUGUGGAAAGUGUUAUUGGGACAGACGUAGACAAGGACACUGAAAUCAUCGUCUAUUGUGGAGUUGGCGGCUAUGCCGGCGCAGUGUACUGGGUGUUGAAUACCGUGUUGGGUUUCUGCAACGUCAAGUUUUAUGAUGGGUCAUCGCAGGACUGGGUCAAGGUCUAUGAUAUGGAACUUUAGUGAAAUGAGAUUCUGUUUCCGUUC
This is a messenger RNA of Lindgomyces ingoldianus, 1251 nucleotides long. RefSeq names its product Rhodanese-like protein. The record is from RefSeq and is a predicted model, not a curated record. Bases 310 to 1227 code for a protein of 305 amino acids. Lineage: Eukaryota; Fungi; Ascomycota; Dothideomycetes; Pleosporales; Lindgomycetaceae. The transcript has a single exon.